Nymphaea colorata (pocket water lily) is the source of this 1704-nucleotide messenger RNA. RefSeq lists its product as uncharacterized. Bases 258 to 1436 code for a protein of 392 amino acids. The transcript has 10 exons. The record is from RefSeq and is a predicted model, not a curated record. Gene Ontology annotation, molecular function: [acyl-carrier-protein] S-malonyltransferase activity. Lineage: Eukaryota; Viridiplantae; Streptophyta; Magnoliopsida; Nymphaeales; Nymphaeaceae.
CAUGGGACACUCGUGUGCAUCUACUUAGAAGGUUUCACUGCACGCUCAAAAUCAAGGAAAAACGUCGGAGUUUAUUAGGAUUUACGCCUUCUCCGCAAAAUCUUCCUGGGAAAACAAAGAGAACGCCGAGGGCAAUCACGUCAACGAGUAAAUCACCAUGCUCGCCUUCCUGUAUAUCCUACUCUGCUGCUCCUCUUUGCUGUUCCUCAUUCCUCGAUUCUCUCUCCCUCUCUCUUCCCCUUUCUGUCUCUGCGACGAUGUGUUCUUCGGCUCCGUCCAUUUUGAGGGCACAAUCUGCCGCGCCCAAGAUCACCUGCUCCCCUUCGAGAUGCAGGAGGCUUUCUUUUCUCGAAUCGUCUCUCAAGAUCCACAAUGGUACUGAUCUCUCUGGCUUUACUAAUGCGGUUCGAGGGCGAAUGGCGGUCUCAUUUCGGAGAUCAAGGGUUCAGAUGAUGAGCACGUCGCCCGCAGCCACUCAGGCCGUUGUCGACGACGCGUUAUUCUCCGAUUACAAGCCAACUUGUGCUUUUCUCUUCCCUGGUCAGGGCGCACAGACUGUAGGAAUGGGCCAAGAGACUAAGAAUGUGCAAGCUGCUGCAGAUCUGUUCCAGAAAGCAAAUGAAAUACUUGGAUAUGAUCUUCUUGACGUGUGCAUCAAUGGGCCAAAAGAUAAAUUGGAUUCAACCGUGAUAAGCCAGCCAGCGAUCUAUGUCACAAGCUUGGCAGCAGUCGAGAUGCUUCGUGCUCGUGAUGGAGGUCAGCAAAUACUAGAUGCAGUUGAUGUCACCUGUGGCCUUAGCUUGGGAGAAUACACGGCUCUUGCAUUUUCAGGAGCUUUUAGUUUUGAAGAUGGCCUCAAGCUUGUGAAAUUGCGAGGAGAAGCCAUGCAGGAAGCUUCUGAUGCUGCUAGAAGUGCCAUGGUCAGUGUUAUAGGCCUAGACUCGGAGAAAGUUCAAUUGCUAUGUGAUGCAGCAAAUGAAGAGGUUGAUGCUGAAAACAAAGUGCAGAUUGCAAAUUUUCUUUGCCCUGGAAACUAUGCUGUCUCUGGUGGUCUGAAAGGGGUGGAAGCAGUAGAGGCCAAGGCCAAGUCAUUCAAGGCUCGAAUGACAGUACGGCUUGCAGUUGCUGGUGCUUUUCAUACUAGUUUCAUGGAACCAGCCGUUUCAAGGCUGGAAGCAGCUUUGGCGACAACUGAAUUUAGAAGACCAAGGAUACCAGUGAUAUCUAAUGUUGAUGCACAGCCACAUUCGGAUCCCACAACCAUUAAGAACAUUUUGGCUCGUCAGGUCACUUCACCAGUUCAAUGGGAAACAACAGUGAAAACGCUGAUCUCCAAGGGUCUGAAGAAAAGUUACGAGCUGGGUCCUGGCAAGGUGAUUGCGGGAAUUAUAAAGAGGAUUGACAAAGGAGCUGAUAUUGAAAACAUUGGCGCAUAAACAAUGGAAAGAGAAGGUGUUCGCGAGAUCUUCCACCUCUACAUGUACCGGGAUAUAUUUUUUUUUCAGUUGGUUUAGUUAUGAGGAAUGUUACACCUGUACCUAAUAUUAUUAAGGUGUAUCACCUUGCAUUUUUGGUGAUCUGUUCGUUAGUGCACUUCAAGGCUUUCGGCAUCAUGAAGCUUGGUGCUGACUGAUGUAGAGAUAUUUCUCUUGAUGUUGUAGCAAACUGAUCCCUAGAGGAAGCAAUGUUCACUUCUGAAUUCAA